Anopheles merus is the source of this 1502-nucleotide messenger RNA. RefSeq names its product phospholipase A1 VesT1.02-like. NCBI's taxonomy places the organism in Eukaryota, Metazoa, Arthropoda, Insecta, Diptera, Culicidae. Gene Ontology annotation, biological process: lipid metabolic process. Bases 479 to 1501 code for a protein of 340 amino acids. Gene Ontology annotation, molecular function: lipase activity. The record is from RefSeq and is a predicted model, not a curated record. The transcript has a single exon.
AACAGUGGUAAGCGCAAAAGUCCCCCUAGUCCCACGAAGGUUACGAUUAAUCCAGCUUCGGCUCAUAUGAGUGCCGUGAGUUACACGUGCGCGAACGUUAAAUAGUCUUACCACCGUCUUACAAUCUGCAUUGUGACACGGCGGCAGUAUGCAAUGUGCCUUACAAAACUUUCGCUUAUCUUACCUCCCUGCCGGUACCGUACGCGUACGGACAAACGGAAACGUGUAGCAAAUAUAUUAAUGGAACCCACUCCAGCUGGGUGGGAUUUAGGAAAACACGGAAAUGUAAUACCAUCGGCACUUGAGAUAAUUGCUUGUGACAACUAUAGCAAUAAGCGCGAGGCGCUUUUUAUUGAAUCACUGCUCAAUCAACGCACGAGAGAGUGUGAGAAGAGUUGAUGAGGCUUAAAAACAAGCUCCCGGCACUGCGCUACAUCCAGCACGGUGAGCGCACUCAGACUGCAACGACCGAUCGAUCAUGAAGCCGUGCACCGUUCAACUAUCACUACUGCUGCUGCUGCUACUACUACUAACCAGUACGGUUCUGUGUGAUGUCCCUCCGUGUGGUACCGAUAGAACUGCCGUUCCGAAGAACAUCGAAACGUUCGAGUGCUUAAACCAGACGGAACUGCAACACCAAAGGCUACUCGCCAGUUCGCUACGGUUUGACGCAAAGUCUGGCACGCGUUUCUUUCUCUGGACGGUGUCGGCGUCCGGCAACGGAACCACGCAUCGCGAAGAGCUAAAGUUUAACGAUCUGGCCGCGUUGCGGAACUCCAGCUUUAAUCCUCGCAAUCCAACGCGCAUUCUCAUCCACGGUUGGCUCAACGACUGGACGUCGGACGCGGUCCGUGGGCUUGCCGGUGCGUAUCUGGCGAAAGGUGCGCACAAUGUUAUCGGCAUCGACUGGUCAGCUGGUGCCGGUACGAUAGUGUAUCUUGCAGCGCGGUUACGUGUGGGUGCGGUUGCUGGUGUGAUUGCGGCCCAGAUAGCACUACUGCUUCAGGCCGGUCAACAUCCGGCCCAGAUUGUGCUCGUCGGUCACAGCCUGGGAGCGCACAUUGCCGGUCUGACGGGGAAACAGUUUCAAGCCGUGCCGAAACUGGCCGCCAUCAUAGCGCUCGACCCAGCGGGACCACUGUUUGCGGGCGAUCAGCCCUCCGAACGUGUGGAUGCGCUGGACGCCGAGUACGUGGAGGUAAUACACACCAACAAGGGGCUGCUCGGCCAUCGGGAUGCACUCGGGCAGGCCGAUUUCUAUCCCAACGGUGGCCAAUCGCAGCCCGGCUGCCUGACCAACACCUGCAGCCACAAUCGAGCGGUCGAGUACUUCCGGCGAACGCUCACCGUGAGUAGGGUGCCGCUGUACGUGGGGCACCGCUGCGAGACGGGUAGCGUUAAUGACGGCUGUGACGGUGUGCGGGCGGUCAUGGGCGGUGAUCUGAACGAUAUCUACAAAGCGAAGAUGAGCGGGUUGUUUUAUCUCGCGAUCGGUAAAUAAA